CUCCCCCACACACGUUCUCACACCUCGCCGUCCAUGGCGGUGAUGCCGAUACCGAUGCCCAGCCCCUGGUUCCUCCUCCUGCUCCUCCUCCCCUGCUCCUCCACCUCCACCCCCGCCCCGGACGUCGACCUCGACUACAUCAUCAACAACACCGGCGGUGACGCCUCUGCCAGCAACAACCUCGAGGACGACUCCCCCGCCUACCCCGGCUACAACCAAGACCUCUUCGCCAACGACGACGACAGCCCCCAAAACCCCGUCGACGAGGCCCACGUGGUAGUCCUCACCGCCGCCAACUUCUCCUCCUUCCUCGCCGGGCGCCGCCACGUCAUGGUUAACUUCUACGUGCCCUGGUGCUACUGGUCCCGUAAGCUCGCACCGGAGUACGCCGCGGCGGCGUCGCACCUGGCCGACACGGGGCUCGACGUCGUGCUUGCCAAGGUCGACAUUGCCAAGGUCGAGAACAACCAACUCGCGCGCGCCCAUGACGUGCAUGGCUCCCCCAUCGUCCACUUCUUCAUCGACGGCGUCCCCAGGGGCUACCGCUACUACGGCGAGAGGACCAAGGACGCCAUUGUCGCUUGGAUCACCAAGAAGCUGGGCCCUGCCGUGCGAAACGUCACCACCGUCGACGAGGCCGAGAAGAUCAUCACUGGUCACGGCAUGGCCACACUCGCCUUCCUCGACUCCCUCUCGGGUGCUCACAGCGAUGAGCUUGCUGCUGCUUCAAAGCUGGAGGACAGCAUCAACGUUUACCAGACCACCAGCCCUGAUGUAGCCGAGCUUUUCGGCGUUGACCCGGAAGCAAAGCGCCCGUUCGUAGUCCUGCUGGAGGCAGAUCAGGAGGGGAAGCUGACCGUAUCCCGGUAUAAACGUCUCAGAUUGUCCGAUUUGUUUUUGAACCACAGCUUACUGUAAUGUCUCACUGUCCGCUCCAAGAAACCGGUUUCAAUAUUCUUGUACACAAAAUAUUGAGGUAUAUUUCCCUUUUCCUUCUAAUAAUCAAGAGCACAAAUAUUGCAGUCACUUCUGCAUUCCAAUUUGCCUUCGCCAUCUAUACAGAUGUCAUUCCAAUUUGCU
Messenger RNA from Triticum aestivum (bread wheat), 1080 nucleotides. RefSeq names its product protein disulfide isomerase-like 1-4. Gene Ontology annotation, molecular function: protein disulfide isomerase activity. Lineage: Eukaryota; Viridiplantae; Streptophyta; Magnoliopsida; Poales; Poaceae. Gene Ontology annotation, cellular component: endoplasmic reticulum. The transcript has 3 exons. The record is from RefSeq and is a predicted model, not a curated record. Gene Ontology annotation, biological process: protein folding; response to endoplasmic reticulum stress. The coding region runs from base 34 to 918 and encodes 294 amino acids.